Aulographum hederae CBS 113979 is the source of this 2142-nucleotide messenger RNA. The record is from the annotation of a GenBank genome assembly. NCBI's taxonomy places the organism in Eukaryota, Fungi, Ascomycota, Dothideomycetes, Aulographales, Aulographaceae.
GGGGUCUCGGCGCAGCUCGGCCCGGAUAUCGGGAUUCAGCCCGAUAUCAGAAAUCCAGCUGCGUGUCAGGUGAUCAGCUUGCCAAUGAUUCGUUGGUAAAUCGAUACGAGCCAAAUCUACGUAACAGUUCCUUCGUUGCGGACGACGCCGCCAACCCGGGUGGCCUGAAGUCUAUUUUAGACGAGUUCACUUCUAGAGUUCAAACUGGGAAAAUCCGUACCAAUGCCUUAUUGGUAAUUUCGCAGAAGUGGGGACCUGAAGUUUGCCGGGAAUACGCGUCGACUGGCCUGUCGCAGACUACACUUAGGGCGCUUCGAAGGGUUGCGAACCAACACGCCUGGGAAGUCGCAAAGGUUAUGCUGAAUCAAGUACUCAGUAUCGACGACAGAUCAUACACGUGCCCCGCCGGACAACGGAUCCAGACGCGUCAUUUAGAGUGGCUGUUGGCUUGGAGGAAUGGGAAAAAGAAGGAGCUUUAUAUCAGAACGGGCUAUCAGAAGACCGUCUCUUUCGCCCCGCUUUCUGGGUCAUGGCGCUAUGAUAAGCUCGGAGUAGUCUUUCCUCAAAACUUUACGCCGACUGAACCAAUCCCGCAGUAUCAUGAUUCUGCAAAGCACCCCCCAAGUAUCUUCGAACCUUCAGGGCUAGAGAAGUUACAGCCCAACGGGAUCGUUCCGGAGCUCGAGGACGCCGACGAGAAUGCCAACGAGGAUGCCGACGAGGACGCUGACGAGGACCCAAAGCCAGCCGCACCACUUAGCUCUCGAUCACUCUCCGCCAGGAUUGCCAAAAGGCCAGUAAUCACAGCCUUAAAUGUUCAUUGUCAGCAUGCCCUGGGCAAACGGAAGGACCUGCCACCUCCAGUCCGUAGGCCUUCACCUAAGAGGCGGACAGUUGUCCCAUUACCAAGUCAGCAACCGAAAUUACCUACGUCAGAGUCAGAUGACGUAAUCCUCCAACCCAUCCCACACCCAGCUAUACCCACGUCAAGAUCGACAAAGAAGGUGUUACUCGCUUUCAGCAAGUAUCUCCUCGAAGUGUAUCCGCUGGCUGAACGGCUUGCGGAGGAUCAUCGGACUGCGAUAAAGCUUCAUACGACCUUAUUAGGCCUGAACUCUCUCGUUCCCCAUUGCAAGCCACACCAUGGAGAGUCUCGGCUUUGCAAGUUCGCUAAGGGUCUGCCAGUACCAGAGGAGCUAUCGACCUUAAGGCAGAUAUUCUCUUCUUUUCGAGAUAACAGCCAUAAAGUCUCUGUUCAACUCUCAGACAUCCCAAAUAACGAGCUAGCAUCUUUCCGGUCCCUACCUAUUAGUGCCGUGCAAGAUGUCUUUCUCAAAGACGAGCCUCCACAAGCCUUAUUCAAUGUUUUGGAUCUCACGUGUAUGUUCCACGCUUUUAUGAUGCCUGAUCAGUUUCUGGAUCCCGCUUUACGAAUGGAUAAGACAUUGCUCAAACAUGUCUCGAACUAUAUCUUCCAGGAUAGCUCGUACGAGCGCCUUCGAGCCGAGAACUGGCAAUACAAAGAGCUUAUGCAGUGGCUAUUACUUGGCCGAGGCGGUCAUUCGCUCCCGCAUUUGGAUAGCUCAGGUUUUGCCACUUGGCUACGUGUCUGUCACGGCAGUAUCUUGUUCAUCUGGCUUGAUUCGGAGGAGGACAAACACGCGUGGCUACAGGGCGUCAGCAGAUCCGAACCAUUAUACUCCGGCGAUUGGUUGUGCAAGGUCCUUUCUGUUGGUGAUGCUGUUUCGAUCGCAAGCGGCACUCCUCACGCAGUAGUACGGUAUAAUCUUGAGCCGACUGCGAUCGUUGGGGGCCACUAUAUGCAAUUCACUCAUAUCCCACGUAUAAUCCAGACUCUAGCGGACGAGAUGGAUCAUCCAAAUUGUACUAAUGAGGAUAUGGAUGUUGAUUGGGUCCGUCAUGUCCAGCGUGCAAUCAGCAAGGCUGUCGAUAUUGAACGUACUAGGGCCGAUGGUCUGGUCUCUGAUGAGUUGAAGAAACAAAUUGAUGCUGCAACGAAGAAGUUUCAAAGCUCACUGAAAAGAUGGCGAAAAAGAAGGUAGUAAAAGCAUAGCUGGAUAUACAACUUCGUUCCUUAUUAGAAAAUAUAGUACAUUUGGAUAGGGAAAUGUCUUUGGACGU